CCGAAUAUUGGUCCCAUUAAUUCAUCCUCUGACCAAACCAAACCAAACGCAUAAUAAUGGUUUUGACUUUGGGAGAUGCUCCCUCCUUCUCGUUAUUCCAACUUCCACGCCCCAACUAUAAGCAUUAAUGAAAGUAGUCAAGUCAAGGCGACAAUUUCAAACAAAUCCAACUCUCUCCCUCCCCAUUCUUCGAUCUACGCCUUCUAGACUGCAAUGACCUUUCAUGGAGUCAUUGUUCAACCACUCAAUAAUCUUCCCAUACUGCCUCUUUAGGUAAUAUAUAGCCCUCCUCCACUAUAUGGGUUUCUUUAUCUCUGUGCGCCCGAGUAUGCGUCGGUUUGAUAUAUUUCGAAACAGUGACGCAUUGGUAAUCCCAAGUGAGAAAAAGAGUAAGAGGAAUGUGGGAUUGUUUUCAGCAGCCUGCUUCUGGAUCUUCUUAUCAGGAGUUCCUCAAGGUUCUCGAGGCUGAUAUUCAGCGCGCUAAUGUGCUGGCUGCUUCAGUCCCAAGACGCAAGGGUGGCGAUUGUUUUCAUCUGAAAUUGGCUUACGAUCACUUGGCGCCCAUUUUUCUGUUUCUGCUUCAAUGGAUUGAUUGCUCAUAUAAAUGUAUACUUUCAAGUUAUUUAAACCUUUGUCACAUAGUUGUAUAUAAGGUGUGCACAGAUGGGAAGCCAGAUCUCUCUUCAUUUGGAAGGAAAGCUACAAUUGGAGAAUUCUAUUCUGUUAUAUUACCAUCUCUCCAACGUCUGCACAAUGACUCAUUAGACUUGAAAACUCCUGGAGGUGAAUUUCAUGGCUUGGGGAUGGCAGUCAGAAAGAAAUCAGAGGAUAGGUGGAAGAAGCUCUCAGAUGUAGAUUUGGAGCGAGAAGAUGAGUGUGGGAUCUGUUUGGAGCCAUGCACCAAAAUAGUUUUGCCAAAUUGCUGUCAUGCCAUGUGCAUCAAUUGCUACCAUGACUGGAACACAAGGUCAGAAUCUUGCCCAUUUUGCCGAGGAGCUUUAAAGAGAGUGAAUUCGGGAGACUUAUGGGUUCUGACAUGCAGUAAUGAUGUAGUAGACACUCACACCGUAUUGAAGGAGGAUAUACUACGGUUCUAUCUCUUCAUAAACAGCCUGCCUAUGGAUAUCCCAGAUGCUCUGUUUUUAAUGUAUUACGAGUUUUUAUUUUAAUUUAACAGACAAGAAUGAUGUACAGAGAGAGGGAGAAGGUCGCAUGCAUGGCUAAAGCAAUGUUUGCGCUCUGAGAAAUACAAAUCAUUGAUAAAUGUGGAAAAUAACAGACAUUUUAUUUUUAUCAUUCGAUGUUAUUUCGUGUUAAGUAAGGGAUGAUGAAACGAUGAAGAAUAAAUAUAUAGCAUAUCUCUUCCUUUAAA
Molecule: messenger RNA, 1372 nt
Organism: Carya illinoinensis
Lineage: Eukaryota; Viridiplantae; Streptophyta; Magnoliopsida; Fagales; Juglandaceae
Product: E3 ubiquitin-protein ligase AIRP2-like
Exons: 5
Coding region: 399-1169 (256 amino acids)
Biological process (GO): protein ubiquitination
Molecular function (GO): ubiquitin protein ligase activity
Source: RefSeq, a predicted model, not a curated record